AUGGACACGUCUCCAGAGAAAUUCAGCACAGGGAGACUGACUCUCUUGGGAGAGCCACCCCACAGUGCUGUCCUGCGAGAGAAGCCACUCAGACACUGCUGCUUCCUCAGGACCCAGCGGGAAGCCAUGACACCCCUGAUCAUGGAAACCUUAGACGACUGCCUGCUGGAUAAGGUGACCCUGAGGCGCCAGCAGCUCUCGCAGACUGUGGAGGAGGUGCAGAAAGUCAUCUACCACCUGACCACGGAAAUCAGCAACCAGGACAUCCGCUUCCAAGCCAUCCCUUACUCCUCGACGUACAAUGGGAACAUUAAGGUGAUGGCCCCCAGCCAGUUCCUUGUCACAGUCCCAGUGAGAGGCCUGGCCGGGUACAGGGAGGCCAAGGAGCAGCGCUGGCGGUACUACACCCUGCAGGGCACCCGGCUCGCCUGCCCCUUGCGGAACCCGGAGGGCCUGCAGCAGUGGCUGGAGGUGCAGCAGUUCACGAGGAGCCUGUGGCAGUGGCACAAGGCAGAUGUGAACAUUGAGGGAGACAUUGUGCCCGCCAAGGUCCUCCAGGUGUUCCGGAAACUGGUAGAAAACGCAAUUGAAACCUGUCACCUGUCAGGAAAGGUCAGCAUGCUAACAAACAGCAUCGCCGUCCGUGUUGCCAUGGGAACAUCUGAAGGCCAGGUGGAGAUAGAGCUGGCCCCCGAGGUGGAGAUCCCCGCCUGGUCCAAGAAAGCCCAGUGGCCUCGGUGUCUGACGCGCUGGCCCACCCCAGAGAGAGUGAAAUGCGUCAAGUCGUUUGGAUUCAGCUUGUUGGCCCAGUCCGGUUAUCACUGGCAGCUGAGCUUCUCGCGGGCCGAGCAGGUGCUGCUGGAGCAGCUGGACGAGGACGGGGGCUGCCGCCGGAGGUGCUUCCAGGCCUUGCGGCAGAUGAAGGAGGACGUCUGGUGCCCGGGCAAGAGGCCUGUCCUCGCAUCCUACCAUCUGCAGACGGUGCUCUUCUGGACCUGCGAGAAGUACCCGCACCCGAAGGACUGGCGGGAGUUCGGCCGGGGGCUCCUGCGCCUGGCGAGGAAGCUGCACAAGUGUGUGAGCGAGCGCUUCCUGAGGCACUUCUUCGUGCGCAGCAGCAACCUCCUGCAGCACGCCAGCGCCCCCGAGCUGGACGCCGUGGCCCAGAGGCUGGCCCUCUUCCUGAGGGACCCCCAGCGCUGCCUGCCCUGAGGCUGCGCCCGCGGGUCUGGGAC
This is a messenger RNA of Molossus molossus (Pallas's mastiff bat), 1235 nucleotides long. It is a transcript of the gene MAB21L3, whose product is annotated as mab-21 like 3. The coding region runs from base 1 to 1212 and encodes 403 amino acids. The transcript has 6 exons. The record is from RefSeq and is a predicted model, not a curated record. NCBI's taxonomy places the organism in Eukaryota, Metazoa, Chordata, Mammalia, Chiroptera, Molossidae.